AUACGGAAGUGAUACUAUUGCUUUUACACCCGAAACAAUGGUGAUGCUAUCCUUAAUAUAUCCUUAAUCUAGUUUCGUACUGGUAAAAAUUAUUUAUAAAAUACAGAAAUAUUUUUUCUGUGUCAUUUUUAAGUUGCUAUUAUGGAUCAAUAUUCAGUAGAGAAAGUCAUUGGCGAAGGGUCUUUCGGUCGAGCUCUUUUGGUUCAGCCAGUAAAUGAAGAGCAAAAAUAUGUUAUGAAGGAAAUACGACUGCCAAAGGCUGAUUCUGGGAUAAGAAACAGCAGAAGAGAAGCUGUGCUACUGUCCAGAAUGAAACAUCCAAACAUUGUGGCAUUUAAAGAGUCAUUUGAAGCUGAUGGUCAUCUUUACAUUGUAAUGCAGUUUUGCAGUGGUGGAGAUCUUCUUCAAAGGAUAAGACAGCAAAAAAAUGUUCUGUUCACAGAGGACGUGAUCCUGAAGUGGUUUGCACAGAUGUGUCUGGGCACCAAACACAUUCACGACAAGAGAGUACUUCACAGGGAUUUAAAAUCAAAGAAUAUUUUCUUGACAGAGAGUGGAAGUGUGAAAUUGGGGGAUUUUGGUUCAGCAUGUUCUCUAAACAGUGGAAAAGCAUAUGCUCAGACCUAUGUGGGUACUCCAUAUUAUGUGUCUCCAGAAAUAUGGGACAACAAACCUUACAAUAAUAAAAGUGACAUCUGGUCUCUUGGCUGUGUAUUGUAUGAACUUUGCACACUCCAACACCCGUUUCAGUCAUGUAGCUGGAAGAGUUUGAUCUUGAAGGUGUGUCGUGGGGCAUAUACACCUUUACCCAGUCACUUCUCCUAUGAGCUACAUUACCUCAUCAAAAACAUGUUCAAGACUAACCCUAAAGACAGACCAUCAGUACACACAAUCCUCAGCUCUCACCGUGUGUCUCGACUGCUGCAUAAACACUUGGUGCCAGAGAAUAAGGAACUGGUGCAAGAACGAACACACCACUGGAGGAGAGAGAAAGGAGAGGAAGUGGCCAUGUUUUUAGGACAGAAGAGUUUAGUGAUCACAACUACCACUGAAGGAACUAUGCAAGUAGAACAGUCCACUUUGGAAAACAACUGCAUUGAUGACCCAGCUUCUCGUAAGAGAUGGGCAGUCGGAACUUGUAAUACUGUGCUGGGGGUCCUAAGAAAUGCUGACAUCAUUUCCACUGGUAGUAUGGAAAAUGCAGAACUAACUGGUCGCAUUUCAGAAGCUGAGUGUACGAAGACCCAGGAAAGACGAGUGAGGAAACAAUGGGACAAAGAUCCACCUGAGAGACUCCUGAGUGCUCUGGAGAAAGCGCAGCUCUGCUAUGGCUUUGAGACAUACACUUUACAUAGAGAUGAGCAUGGAGACAAAGUGGACGGCCCUGAGGAGAUAAUCACAGACUACAGCAGACUGGAGCCACGCUCAGAUGAUGAAGACACGGAUUUUGAAGAGGAGUUUUCGUAUGACUGGAUAAAUGAACUAGAGGAAUUGAUGGGCUAGAGAAACUUAAGUUCUGCCACCACCCAAUCACGGUGAUCUCUUUUACCUGGAAGGCCAGGCAUACUCUCCUUCGGACCUCCCGGAGCAAGUAGUUUUUUUAAACAUAAACCUUUUAAGAUUUGUAGUACAUUACAAUUGUACUUUAUUUUCACAAGGGUUGAAUAAGCAAAUGCUUACAAUUUCUCAUGAUUUUAUAUUAAAUUUGGUAACACUUUAUGAUAAAGUUACAUGAAUUACCAUGAAUUCAUGUAUAAAUUCAUGCAUAAAUCAUGCCUUACUUCAUGCAUUAAUAUCUUAAUUAAUUAUCAGUAACUAACAUGAGUCCAAAGUCCUUCAUGGAUAAACUACACAUUAAUUAAAACAUUAACUAAGAUGGGUACAUCAUCAUGGUUUAUUACACAUGAUCAUGAUGUGUUCUUUGUUCACAAAAAAAGAAAGAAAGCACUAUCUACUUUGGAUAAUAUCAUGAAUUUUUAAAUAAAAAUAGCAUUAUUUUGUGCAGGUAAAAACUACUUGAAUUACUAAAAUAUUUACAAAAAUCCACAUUGCCUCAUGCAUGCAUAGAGGUUAGAACAGUCUAUUAAUUAAUGUUAGAACAUUUUUUGAAUUAGUUAUUAAGCUCGUUCAUAUAGCCACCAGGAAAAUGGACAGACCCCAAAUACAAAAGUUUUUGUUUCU
Molecule: messenger RNA, 2181 nt
Organism: Puntigrus tetrazona (Sumatra barb)
Lineage: Eukaryota; Metazoa; Chordata; Actinopteri; Cypriniformes; Cyprinidae
Gene: nek3
Product: NIMA related kinase 3
Exons: 14
Coding region: 142-1503 (453 amino acids)
Biological process (GO): protein phosphorylation
Molecular function (GO): ATP binding; protein kinase activity
Source: RefSeq, a predicted model, not a curated record